Messenger RNA from Theileria equi strain WA, 1407 nucleotides. RefSeq lists its product as hypothetical. The record is from RefSeq and is a predicted model, not a curated record. Bases 1 to 1407 code for a protein of 468 amino acids. NCBI's taxonomy places the organism in Eukaryota, Apicomplexa, Aconoidasida, Piroplasmida, Theileriidae. The transcript has a single exon.
AUGGGAGGAUCAUACUCCAAAUCUGUUACUAUUGACAUCGGCAAGCGUCCCGAAGGAUCUGGGAAUAAAAAAGUUCGACAAGAUGCUAAAGGAGGAUAUUACUACACCAAUGAAGUUGGUGUAAGAGUUAAUCUAACGGUGGAAAAUUACCCUGAUAGAGAUGGCUCAUACACUAAACUUACGCAUACUCCUGAAAAUGGUGAACUUGGAACUAUAAAGCAUGGUAGAGGUUUUUACUUCCUAAGACCAGAACCAACGGAUGAAUCCAGUGUUUCCGUCUAUUACUGGAAAUAUGACACUAGUCAUGAAAAGGUUCUCCUAAUUCAGCUUGGAGAUGGGGACCCCUCAGUCUACUAUACUACUAGUAGCAGUACUAAUGGUAUUGUGUGGAAAAACGAUGAACAUUCCAAGAUAAAAGAGGAUUCUCUGAAGGAGCUGAAUAAGCAGAACUGUUUGAGGAAUGAAGCACACGCUAUAAAUAUAUCAGAAAAAAGUGAAUCUUAUCAAUGCCCUAGUUGUACAAAAUACAAAAUCGAUAUAUUACUUGAUCGUGAAAAGCAAUAUUAUAUUCAUAGUUUUACUGUAACUAAAAAUAAAGAAUCACCUUCCAUUUCCAGAUUCUUUGAAGGGGAUUUAGAACAAACUGGAUUCCCAUUUGUAGCCGGUAUGAAUAACAUAUGUGUUUAUUGGUCUUCUGGUAGAAGCUCUGCACCUCUCCUAAUCUACUUCUUUAUUGGAGGCUACCACUGGUACAGUAGAUAUCUGGGAGAGACUCACUGGGAGAUAGAGAAGAGUUUGAAGAAUUCUCAGGCUAGUGAGAAGAGCAAUAUUCCAACUAUCCUCAAGAAGUAUGCUACACCUAAAGUAAUUUUAGACGCUUCUAAGACAGAAACUGGUAAUGGUACAUAUAAUCCAAGAAGAAACACCCUAACGUUCAGAGUGUCCAAAGACACUGUUGAGCAAUCUUAUGCUCAGUAUAUCCACAAUAAAGAUGAUAGUGGAAGUUUUAGGCUAAAGGAUAUUGAACAUCAGGGAAUCCCACUUGAUAUAAAUUCUGAGGAUCUUCUAGCCGAGGUAUCUAUAUUCUAUUGGGAUGGUGAUAAUAACCGUGAUAAACCACUACUGAUAGAACUGAAGCUGCAAAGUCAAGCUACAUACAAGUAUUACCAGAAACUUGGUAAGAAUGUUGUAUGGACAGAAUAUUCUAGAUCGGAAGAAACUACUCAACAACUGACAGAAGAUCCUCUAAAGAAGAAACUAGACGAAUUAUAUGCUAUACAUUUUCCAUCGAACCUUUCUACUAUAUUGGGAGCAUCGUUUGGAAGUGGAAUAGGUGGAACAGGGUUGGGUGCUCUUGCCGUAUGGAAAGGACCCGCUCUACUCGCAAAACUAAUAACUCGUCUGUAA